GACGUCGGUUUCUUGGUCCAUGAUAUAUCUUGCUGUUCCCUUUCCAGUUUCUAGCUCCUCGCCGCCGCAGCAUCCGAAUUCCUUUGAUCGUUGGUGUGGAGCGAUGGAACACGGCUCAUACACUGAUCAGAGUAAAUCAACAUUUAGUCUCGUAGAUGAGGAUCAUACUUUUGCAAACGCUGUUAGAUUCACCUUGAAUCAAGACCCAAGAGUGUCAUUUUGUGGCUACAGCAUUCCUCACCCUUCAGAUAAUCGUGUUAAUAUCAGAGUCCAGACAACAGGCGAUCCAUCACGCGAGGUGUUAAAAGAUGCAUGUCAAGAUCUGAUGCUUAUGUGCCAGCAUGUUAGGAGCACUUUUGAUAAGGCAGUCAGUGAUUUUAAAAUCAGCAAGGCUAGGAAGAAUAAUGAGGAUAUGGAUGUCGAGUAAAUAUUUUGCCUGCGUAGCAGCUAUACACUGAAAUAUGAUGAGCAGGAAAAGGCAGGUGCCAAACUAGUGUUCAUUAUCAGUUUUUAAAUUUACUUUUAGAAAGGAAACUUCAUUCCUGAAAACUCUAGUAGCUGGUUUGGUCUUCCGUUACGUCUGAUAAUACUUGCACCCAUUUUUGCUCAUGGGACAUGGAACCAAACAGACACUAAAAUUUCAUUCAGUCUUGGUUUGAAUUUACGAUGCAUUUGUUAAGUUUCACUUUCACAACCUCAUACAUACAAUAGAUCAUGUAGUAAAUUCAAGAUUA
Molecule: messenger RNA, 734 nt
Organism: Glycine soja
Lineage: Eukaryota; Viridiplantae; Streptophyta; Magnoliopsida; Fabales; Fabaceae
Product: DNA-directed RNA polymerases I and III subunit RPAC2-like
Exons: 3
Coding region: 20-427 (135 amino acids)
Biological process (GO): DNA-templated transcription
Cellular component (GO): RNA polymerase I complex; RNA polymerase III complex
Molecular function (GO): DNA binding; protein dimerization activity; DNA-directed RNA polymerase activity
Source: RefSeq, a predicted model, not a curated record